Molecule: messenger RNA, 8482 nt
Organism: Nilaparvata lugens (brown planthopper)
Lineage: Eukaryota; Metazoa; Arthropoda; Insecta; Hemiptera; Delphacidae
Gene: Myo10A
Product: unconventional myosin-XV
Exons: 45
Coding region: 16-8448 (2810 amino acids)
Cellular component (GO): myosin complex; cytoskeleton
Molecular function (GO): ATP binding; cytoskeletal motor activity; protein binding
Source: RefSeq, a predicted model, not a curated record
ACGCUUGAUGACGUCAUGAACCGUUUGUGGUUGGUGGGGGGGACGAAGGGGCCGAAAACCGCUGACAACCGCGUGAAGGGGAAACUGAAGCGACGUUGGAGCGAGUUGGCAGCCGUUAGGAGCGGACGUUACGACGUUUCCGAACCACCCAAGAACCGCGAACGCAGUCCCUCGAAAACGUCCGCCCUGGUCUCUCUCUGUUCGGGACGGAAGAAGAGUGGCGAUAAAGAUAACAGUAAAGAGGAGAACGAUGAUAACGAGAGUGGAGUGUACGAGAAAGAGAGGGGGGAUAGGUUUACGUGUCCUGUGGCAAAUGAUGAUGAGAAAUACCGUGUUUCGGCGACUCUGUUAGCUCUGACGCCCGAUUUUAAAAGUCCAGCAGUGACGGCUAGGGUGGAUGUGAUGGCUCACCAAGGGGUGCACAACAACUUGCACAUUCAGUGGAUGCACGAGCAAGCUUCCUGUUUGAAUCGGGGUGAAUUGAUAUGGUUCGACCCGGGGUUGGGGCAUGUCUUGCCUGGAGAAGUACUGGAAUACCACAAACCUGCACAGGUGCUCACAGUACAAGCUGUCAUUGCAGGAAAGCCCCAGGUAUUCUCGCUCACCUCAGCCAAUGGGGUCAGGAGAAGGCAGGAUCUUGGACAAAAUGGAAUCGAAGAUAUGAUACAACUUUCAGAUCUCAACGAAGCAUCAUUACUAUGGAACCUGAAAAUACGUUACGACAGGGAACUGAUCUAUACCUACGUAGGGAGUAUACUAAUAGCAGUAAAUCCCUACAAGAUGUACGACAUGUAUGGCCUUGACGUGGUCAAGAAAUAUGAAGGGCAAAUUCUUGGCAGUCUACCACCGCACCUGUUCGCGAUCGGGUCGGCGGCAUACAGCGCGCUGCCCCGUAGCAGCCAGGUGGUGGUGAUCUCUGGUGAGUCCGGCUCGGGCAAGACAGAGUCGACGAAGCUGGUGAUGCAGUACCUGGCCGCAGUCAACAAGGCGCCCUCCAACCUCAUCACUGAGCAGAUCCUCGAGGCAUCGCCGCUACUCGAGUCAUUCGGCAAUGCCAAGACGGUGCGCAACGACAACUCGUCCCGGUUCGGCAAGUUCCUCGAGGUGCACUUCAAGGAUGGAGUGAUACUGGGAGCCAAGGUUACCGAAUACCUUCUAGAGAAGUCGAGAAUAGUGACCCAGGCUCCAGAGGAGAGAAACUACCAUGUCUUCUAUGAGCUCCUAGCCGGAUUAUCUGAGGAGAAUGCUCUCAAGUAUGGACUGUUGUCUGCUGAUAAAUACUUCUAUCUCAACCAGGGUGGAAAUUGUGAAAUCGACGGGAAAUACGAUGGUGAAGACUUCCAGUCUCUUUUGUCUGCCAUGCAAGUUUUAGGUUUCACAUCUGAAGAGCAGGACACCAUUUUUAGAAUACUUGCAUCAGUUCUUCACUUGGGAAACGUAUACUUCCAUAGAAAACAAUUGAAACACGGCCAGGAAGGAGUGGAGAUUGGCUCGGACGCUGAGAUCCGUUGGACUGGCCAUCUACUGCAGUUGAGUGUCGAUGGUAUCAAACAGGCACUCACCACUAAAACUACUGAAGCAAGAAACGAACGUCUCCUAACAGCUCUAAGCAUAGACCAAGCCCUGGAUGCAAGAGAUGCAUUCGCCAAGGCUUUGUACAGCUCACUGUUCGCAUGGUUGGUGGCCAGAAUCAACCAUAUUGUCUACAAAGGCACCAAAAAGACAACCGCCAUUUCGAUUUUGGAUAUAUUCGGAUUCGAGGAUUUCAAAGAAAACAGCUUUGAACAGCUUUGUAUCAACUAUGCAAACGAAAAUCUCCAGUUUUAUUUCAAUAAACACAUUUUCAAGUUGGAGCAACAAGAAUACGCCAAAGAGAAAAUCGUCUGGCAGAACAUUACUUAUUCUGACAACAUGCCAGUGAUCCACCUGCUGUCGAAGAAGCCAGUGGGAAUCCUGCACCUGUUGGACGACGAGUCGAACUUCCCUCGCGCCACCGACCUCUCCUUCCUGGAGAAGUGCCACUACAACCACGCACUCAACGAGUUGUACUCGAGGCCCAGGCUGAAUGGACCCGAAUUCGGCAUUCGCCACUAUGCGGGGCCCGUCUGGUACAAUGUGGAGGGCUUCCUGGACAAGAAUCGGGACACGCUCCGGCCUGACGUCGUCGAGCUGUUGAUAUCGAGCUCGUUGCCUAUGCUGAGCAAGAUGUUUGUGUCAGUGAGAACUAGUCAAGAAGCUUCGAAAACUUUGAACAAGUCCAAUGGACGUUUCAUCACCAUGAAGCCUCGUACUCCCACAGUGGCCGCCAGGUUCCACGAUUCAUUACAACAGCUGCUGGAGUCCAUGUCCAAAUGCAACCCUUGGUUCGUACGCUGCGUUAAGCCGAACAACGACAAGGCAGCGAUGAAGUUCGACAUGCCGAUUGUGCUCGAACAACUGCGCUACUCGGGCAUGCUCGAGACCAUUCGCAUUCGCAAACUUGGUUAUCCGAUCCGGGUCCGCUUCCAGGAAUUCGCCGAGCGAUACCGCUAUCUGAUGCCCGCUAGAGUUGUGCCGCCGCGCGGAACUCCGUCUAGGGAGCUGUGCAACGUGAUCCUAGACCGACACAGCGGCGAGUACCAGCUGGGAACAUCGAAGGUGUUCCUGCGGGAGAACCUGGAGCGCACCCUGGAGCGGGAGAGGAUCGCCAUCCUGAGACGAGCGGCUGUCAUCCUGCAGAAGUGGACGCGCGGCUUCCUCGCCAGGAAACACUAUUCCUCGUCUAAGAGAAGUGCCAUCAAGCUACAAUCUGCUUACAGAGGAUGGAGGGAGAGAAAGAAGUACAUGACCUUGAGGAAAGGUAUUGUCAAAGCACAGGCUCACUUCAGAGGGAAACGUCAAAGAAAGAGAUACACACAAUUGAAGGAGGAAAUGAAGAGACGCGCCGAAAUGGCACGAGAACGCGCCAAGGUGAAGGCACAAAAAGAGGAGCAGGAGAAGGCGAACCGCACAAUCGCCGUGGCGGGGGUCAACCACCUCGACAUCCCGGCCGAGCUGGCAUUCAUGUUCAACAAGCUCGAAGAAUGGCAGCCUGUGCACAACGAGCGACAACUGGUCAAAGUUGUUGGUCCAGUCAUCGAGAAACAAAUCCAAGCCUCCUUGCCGUCAGACAUUGAUCAACACGCGUUCUCAAAGUUCACAAACAUUUACUUCAAGUCUCAUGUGUGGGGCAUGAAACGGGAACCGAUUAAAACCCCGUUCCUAAACAAGGCUAAAGAUUCUGAUUUUGCGGAUUCAUUGGCGUUGUUUAAGUUGAUAUUGCGGUUCAUGAAUGAUGAGACGUUGACAGGGAAGAAGGAACAGUUGUUGGGAGAUUAUAUAGCCUACAAAGGAUUGUCCAAUGAAAAGUUGAGGGAUGAGAUCUUGUGUCAGCUUGUGAAUCAGACUUGGAGGAACGACAUCGCGACCAACUGUGAACGGGGCUGGUUGUUGAUGGCUAACUGUCUCUCUGUUUUUCCUCCCUCGUCUUAUCUCUACAAGUUUUUGCUGAAAUACGUGUCGGAUCACGGGUAUGACGGUUACAAAGCGGUGUGUCAACAAAAACUGCUCGCAAGUCACAACCAGUGGUUGAGAUCUUACCCGCCGAAUCUGUUGGAGUGGAGAGCGAACCGGAAACGUGUGAACAUGGCUUUGCAGCUGCAUUUCGCCGAUGGAGAGAGUGUAACGAGUUGUGUGGACUCCUGGACAAGGUGUGAGAACCUUUGUGCGGCAGUAUUAGCGGAGCGCGGGGUGGCGGAGUGUCAUGGUUGGACGAUAUCCUUGGAAGAUCAAGGGGAGCGAAAUGGUUUGGAUUACGUGAUGGACGCAAUAUCGGAGCUGGAGUUGCCUCCUAUGUUCCCCACGGUACAACAGCAGACACCAUUGAUCUGUACUAGUACAAAGAUCAUGCCGGAAACGCAACCGCAACCUGCUAGACGACCCACAGUACCUCCGCCGCAACCUCCUCCACCGCAACCCACAGUCGUAGUACAGAAAGUACGUUCGGUCUCGAGGGAACACACCCCGGCCUACACGGACCUCUCCAGACAGUCGGCAUUGAACGACCGGUAUUUCGACAAACCAGGCCGGUCAAGAUCCUUGGAUAAUCUGCUGUCACCUGCUUCAGUGUCGGGAAGCGUGCCUUCCAAGUUGGACACCCUGGGCUUGUCGCAUAGUCGCCUCAACGAGCGGUAUCACUCGAUGGAGAGAAUUCAGGAGUCGGACACCGUGGGAGAGUUGACAAAGGCCGAGGAGGAUAAUCUGGAGUCGGUCAGUCAGCGUGGUGAGAACCGCAAGUAUAGUUUGACAGGUGCAUCGUCGGACGUGCUAGUCUCGCACAGUCAGCUGGAGUUCGACUUUGCGGAGUUGUCUGCGACUCGCAGCGAGGAUGACAAGGGCAGCAGCUACAUGAUGCGCGGUCACCCGCGAUUCAUCAAGUCGCAGUACACGGGCAAGCGAGCUGCGCCCGGCAGCCACUCGAGUCGCGCCCACAUCGAGACCAGUCGCGCCCAGUCCGAGCGAUCCGAGACCGGAGUCAAGAGCUCGGCGUUGAGUGAUACUAGUGAGGCGCCGUCACUCGCAUCGCAUGUGCGCAGAGUGAGAGUGCCUUCACAAGCAUCGGACGUCGACCAGUUCUUGGACGAUCUGUUCAGUCCAGUGCUCGAUCAGCUGUCUGAUGCUAGAUCGUUGGCGGCAUCCAUCAAAGGAGGCUCAAAAACAAUGUCUGAUUACGAAGCUCAUAUAUUCGACUCACUGUUCACUGACGAAUGUAUUGAAUCGUCUUUAUUGGCUGGAACUAUCAAAGGUGGAGGUCAGGGCAUUGGAGGAGUCAAUGCUCAGGAGCCAACGUCAGCCAAUCAGCAAGCUCCAAUGUUCAGCCUGGCUCCCAUGGUGGGAUCCCCCCCACCCGUCAUGCCUCCUCUCAUGUCCACCACACCUCUCUUGAUGCCGCUCUAUAACACACCAGGUACUGGUGCUAACAGUUACACUGGUAGUCUGUCACUCGACCCCAAUGCUUCGAUGACAUCAGGCUUUAUGCCAGUUCCCCAUCUACAACAUGUACCGGACAGUCCGCCACAGUGGUCAGGUUCGCCGCCGAAAGCGAAGAGCACGCCUGUGACGACCACCAAGGCCCAGGUGCACCGGUCCGGAUCGCCUCACCAGUCCUUCACCAAUGUCCUCAGCGAACUCAAGAGUCGCAAGUCUUCUGUCGAUUCCAUGACCAAGGACCUGAACGAAACUGACGGAGUUGAGUGGGAAGAAUUCGAAAUCCCUGAACAGUCAAUGUCACAGCAAAACUCGCAUAACAGUUCGCAUCACAGCUCACAUCAGAACUCGCAUGCGGUCGCAUCAUCGCCCAGCAAACAGAAUCACGUCAACCACCAUCAGAGCAAUCAGAACCAUCAUCAGAGCAAUCAGAAUCAUCAUCAGAGCAAUCAGAAUCACCACUCACACAACCACCACUCGCCGCCCAGCAAUCAGCCGAGCUCGCAGUCGCCUGAUAUACAUCGCAGCUCGUUCAAAUCGCUGGAAGUGGGCGCUGCUAGACCGAGCCCAGGCAGCGUGGGUAAGCUGCGCAUCAGCAACGAGAUGAAGUCAAAGCUGGAGAAAGUGACAGCCAAUCACAGCCUGCGCUCCACCAAGCCCACUGCCCACCCUCCCCCAAUACCCAACAUGCACCCGCCCACUGGCAAACUGGACUCAGAUCGACGGGCGCUUCUGCAACAGCAGUUGGCUGGCAGAUGGGGCAGCGUGGACAGUGUGGAUGCUAGAGGAGUUACCAAAGAAGACAGAACCGAAGUGCAGCAGACGAAUAUUGUUCGCAGCCAAUUGCAGGUGGAUAGAAUGGAGAAGAACAGUCCGAGUCCGGGGUGGAGACCCCCUCCUCCCCCAGUCACCCCUCACCAGAUGACACCUCCCUCCAGGUCGAGCAGUUUCUAUUCUCACAGUAAUCCACCUCCACCGGCUCCAAUACAACCAGUUACCAGAGAUUUGUACGGCGAUGGAAUGUUUGGCGGCUCCAUGUCAAACCACUCCGACCAUGUUGAGUUGGAGGAAUCGUCAGAAUUUCUGACACCAGCAGUUGAGCCUCUGCCAACUGUGACGGGUCCGCCGGAAGCCAACCUCUCGACCAAGAUGCACCCCAACCCAUCUGCGGCUUACUUCACUUACAAUCGAGUCUCGUGGAAGUUGAACGUUAGGAAAGAGGUGUUCUCGCCGAAAGAAACCGUGUCAAGUCCCUUGGUUCUGCAUCUAGUCUUCUGUCAGGUGGUGGGUGAUGUCCUCAACAAACAAACGCCCAGGAUAAACAAGGAGGAGAGAACUGAAAUGAUUCAGUUGUUAGAAAGGUUCCAUGUAACGGCAGCUAACAUGCAUUCCACCCAGCACAAGGCCAGUACAAAGAGAGCUGUCGUGGAUAUGGCACGUCAUUGGCUGACUUACUUCUCAAGAAUGUUCCCUGUUAAUGGAGGCAACCACUACCCAGAUGUAGAGCUGAUUGCAGUGGGCCACUUAGGAUUGCGGCUAGUCAGACAUGAGUCCAACCAUCUUAGAGUCAUUCAUUCUAUUGGGUUGGACGAAAUAGCAGACGUGGGCGUAAGCAAGGGUGGCGGAACUCUCCAGCUGGUGCUGAGCUCUGGUGAGCACUUCCCGCUCUACACCAACAAAGCGCGCCAAAUUCAGUCGAUGUUGAGCUCGUUCACGAGGGAAUCGAUCGGCACCGCUAACACCACCAUCAACCGAGACUUGCAUCAAGCCAGAAUUGAGGAAAGAACAAGACCAGUCGACCAUAAAGGAUGGCAGCCGGACAUGAGACUGAUAAUGCCAGCCAACCCUCCUCAACAUCAACAACCAGUCGUGUCUGAUGAUGGUAAACAUUCAUUACUGCAGUUUGCAAUCAACCAUUUCCGGCAGAGUCCAGAAAAGUUUGAGAUGUUAAAAACUCCCGAUGGACAAAUUAACGGCUCCCUGAAAGUGGUUCAGAGUCAUAAAAAAGGUGGAGACUGGACUUGGAAAGAGCAGGUUGAUCUUGUAAAAUACUCGCCAGCGCCAAUCAACGAGUCUCUGCUGAAGCUGGACUCGGAACUGAAUCAGCUGGCCAUAGAAUGCUUUGAGUGUGCCAUGAGAUAUAUGGGCGACCUGCCCACCACUCCCGACCUCACCGAGGUCAAAUGCGUCUACACUAUUCUCAUGCAUUGUCACAAACACGAGCCACUGAGAGACGAAGUGUACUGUCAGCUGAUGAAGCAGACGACAAGCAACAAGAACGAGAGCUGCCAGCGAGGCUGGAGGCUGCUGAGCAUAGUGGCCGCAUACUUCACGUGCUCGGACACGCUCAGGCCAUUCCUGCUCAAGUAUUUGGAGACGGCCGCCUACGACAAGCGACGAGCUUUCCAUGGUACAGCGAAUGUCUGCCUGCAGAACCUGCGCAAAACGCUGCGCUAUGGCGGCCGCAAGAACGUGCCCAGCGUUGAGGAGGUGACGGCAGUGAGCGCAGGUCGCAACUCGAAGCGGCAGAUGUAUCGACUGCCCGGCGGCAGCGAAACCGUCAUCAACACCAAGUCGACAACAGUUGUCGAUGACGUCAUACACGAGAUGUGCGCGCUCAUCAACGUGCACGACCCCCGAGAGAUGGACGAGUUCUCGUUGUACUGCAUCGUCGAGGGUGACGCCUUCACCAUGCCGCUGGCACGCGAAGAGUACAUACUGGACGUCACCACUGAGUUGCACAAGAAUAAUCAGAUCUUCUACCUGAUCUUCUGCCGGUCAGUGUGGCACUUCCCUCUGCGCCUGGACAGCCAGCUGUACAUCCAGGUGUUGUUCAACCAGAUUGCACCUGACUACCUGGAGGGACUCCUACUGGUCAUGCCCAACGAGCAACUCACUCAGGAAGCCGUUUAUGAGGUAGCGAAGUUGGCAGCCCUGCUGCACCGAGCCGCCGACAUGACUCACCCGCCCGCCAUGAAGGAGACCAAGUUCCUGCUGCCCAAGCCAGCCCUGGCUGAGCGAGACAUCAAGCCCGCUCAAUGGGUGCAACUGGUUCAGUCCAACUGGCCUGCCGUACAAUCUAUGCACAGCAUUGAUGCCAAGGCGCAGUUGCUAGAGGUAUUGAGCAAAUGGCCGCUGUUCGGGUCCAGCUUCUUUGCGGUGAAACGCGGCGGAGUGCAGCAGAUACUGGCGCUUAAUCGCACCGGUGUACAUUUUCUGCAUCUUUCGACGCAUGAAACGGUGUCUAGCGUGCCCUACUCGGAGGUGAUUUCGACCCGUAAAGUGCGCGCUGAGUCUGGCACAAUGUACCUGGAGAUGAAGUGUGGCAACCUCUUCCAACAGCGAGUGGCUCGGCUCCAGACAGACCAGGCUCACGAAAUCGCUCGACUCAUCAGGCAAUACAUGAGCUUACAUAGACAACAAAUGCAAGCUGGACCUAGAUGAAAGUGAAAACGCAUUCUUACAAAGUAAGAAUAUG